AUGUAGGAGAUGAAGAAAGCUACAUUCCUUUGGUUGCUCAUGUUGAAGAGAUAGUUGGAUCCAGUGGUCUGAACAUCCUUAUUAACAAUGCAGGAAUUUCUCCAAAAUCCACCAGGAUAAAUAUGGUCAAGUGGAAGCACAUGACUGAUACAUUCCAUGUUAAUGCCAUUGCACCACUUAUGUUAGCCAAGGCUUUACUCCCACAAAUAAAAAGAGCAGCUUCACAGAUGGAUGGGGGCUGUCUGGCGGCCAAACGUGCUGCCAUUAUUAAUAUAUCUUCGAUAUUGGGCUCCAUAGAAGAAAAUAAAGAAGGUGGCCUGUACCCUUACCGAGCUAGUAAAGUGAGUUUUACUUUAUUAACCCUUUGACUGUUUCGGUCAUAU
This is a messenger RNA of Cherax quadricarinatus, 383 nucleotides long. The record is from RefSeq and is a predicted model, not a curated record. Lineage: Eukaryota; Metazoa; Arthropoda; Malacostraca; Decapoda; Parastacidae.